Messenger RNA from Sciurus carolinensis (gray squirrel), 5084 nucleotides. It is a transcript of the gene Tecpr1, whose product is annotated as tectonin beta-propeller repeat containing 1. The transcript is spliced from 25 exons. Gene Ontology annotation, cellular component: membrane. The coding region runs from base 155 to 3646 and encodes 1163 amino acids. Lineage: Eukaryota; Metazoa; Chordata; Mammalia; Rodentia; Sciuridae. The record is from RefSeq and is a predicted model, not a curated record.
GCGUCAUGGAGAGAUUGGCCAAUGGGCGCGGGCCUGGCCGCCGCUUCCGGCCCGUCCUCUCGCCUGCGGCCGGGGCAGGACCGGCCCGCUAACCCAGCUGCGGAGCAUCCACGGUGACCCCGCCCGGCCGAGUGCCGACCCAGCCGCUGCCACUAUGCCCACCUCAGCGCUGUGGGCGGUGGACCUCUUUGGGAGAGUGUACACUCUCUCCACGGCUGGCCAGUACUGGGAACUGUGCAAGGAUGCCCAGCUGGAGUUCAAGCGCGUCAGUGCGGCCACGCAGUGCUGCUGGGGCAUUGCCUGCGACAACCAGGUCUAUUUGUACAUGUGCGCCAACGAUGUCCCCAUCCGCCGCCGAGAGGAGGCCUAUGAGAAUCAGCGCUGGAACCCCAUGGGUGGCUUCUGCGAGAAGCUCCUGCCGAGUGACCGCUGGCAGUGGAGUGACGUGAGUGGGCUCCAACACCGGCCGCUGGAUGGGGUGGCGCUGCCCUCGCCACACUGGGAGUGGGAGUCGGACUGGUACGUGGAUGAGAAUUUUGGAGGGGAACCCACCGAGAAAGGGGGCUGGACGUAUGCCAUUGACUUUCCCGCCACCUACACGAGAGACAAGAAGUGGAAUUCGUGUGUGCGGCGGCGGAAGUGGAUCCGGUACAGGAGAUACAAGUCCCGGGACACCUGGGCCAAGAUCCCCUCAAAGGAUGACCCCAAGGAACUCCCUGACCCCUUCAAUGACCUCUCUGUCGGUGGGUGGGAGAUUACAGAGGAGCCUGUGGGCCGCCUGUCUGUCUGGGCUGUGUCUCUGCAAGGAAAGGUGUGGUACAGAGAGGACGUCAGCCACUCCAACCCGGAAGGCUCCUCAUGGUCCCUGGUGGACACCCCCGGAGAGGUGGUCCAGAUCAGCUGUGGGCCCCACGACCUCCUGUGGGCCACCCUCUGGGAGGGGCAGGCGCUGGUCCGGGAAGGAAUCAACAGGAACAACCCCAAAGGAAGUUUCUGGUCCAUAGUGGAGCCUCCUGGGUCUGAAAAUGGGAUCAUGCACAUCUCCGUGGGAGUCGGCGUGGUCUGGGCUGUCACUAAAGACCGGAAAGUGUGGUUCCGAAGAGGUGUCAACUCUCACAACCCCUGUGGCACCAGCUGGAUCGAGAUGGUUGGAGAGAUGACCAUGGUGAACGUGGGGCUCAACGACCAGGUCUGGGGCAUUGGCUGUGAGGACCGAGCUGUAUACUUCCGGCAGGGUGUCACCCCCAGCGAGCUCAGUGGGAAGACAUGGAAGGCCAUCGUCGCAGGCCGCGAGUGUGACCGGUCCCACUCUGGCAGCUCGUCAAGCCUUCUCAGUGCUGGCUGCUUCUUUGGUGAUGAGGUGAGGGUCAGUAGUGACUCUACAUCCCAUGACACUGACGUUUCUUCAGAAGUUGAGAGACGGGACCUUGAGCAGCCUCUCCCCAGAGAGUCUUUGGACAAUCCCAGGAACCCCAAGGAGAGCUCAGCCUUGGAACCUGGGGUCAGCAGGACUGCAGGUUGCGAUGAGGAGAAGGCCUGCCCAACUGAGGGCAGAGGGGAGCCUGCUCCGGCCACUGGUCCCAAUGAGCACCCUGGCCUGGCCUCCACCCCAGCUGAGCUGCCCUGGACCAACAUUGACCUGAAGGAGCCCAAGAAGGCACCCAACCACUCAGCUGCUGGCUUUCCUGAGACCACCGGCCUCUCCUCACUGGGGCUCUUCCCCCUGGGCUUGGAGGAGCCCUACGGGGCGGAUGACCACCCACUGUGGGCCUGGGUGUCAGGAGGUGGCUGUGCAGUGGAGGCAGGCUCCGUGCUCAAGUGGUUCACUGUCCAGUCUGGCCUGUCUCCCUCAGUGCAGACGCUGUCCCUGUCCAUCACGCCAGCCCAAACUGCCGCCUGGAGGAAGCAGAUCUUCCAGCAGCUCACGGAAAGGACCAAGCGGGAGCUGGAGAACUUCAGGCAUUACGAACAGGCCGUGGAGCAGUCGGUGUGGGUGAAGACCGGGGCCCUGCAGUGGUGGUGUGACUGGAAGCCCCACAAGUGGGUGGACGUCCGCGUGGCCCUGGAGCAGUUCACGGGGCACGAUGGGGCUCGAGACAGCAUCCUCUUCAUCUACUACGUGGUCCACGAGGAGAAGAAGUACCUUCACGUGUUCCUCAAUGAGGUGACAGUGUUGGUCCCAGUGCUCAACGAGGCCAAGCACUCCUUUGCCCUGUACACCCCCGAGAGGACACGGCAGAGGUGGCCGGUGCGCCUGGCUGCUGCCACCGAGCAGGACAUGAAUGACUGGCUCGCCCUGCUCAGCCUGUCCUGCUGUGAGAGCCGGCGGGUCCACGGCCGCCCAUCCCCACAGGCCAUCUGGUCCAUCACCUGCAAGGGAGACGUCUUUGUGAGUGAGCCCAGCCCAGACCUGGAGGCCCACGAGCACCCACUGCCCUGUGACCAGAUGUUCUGGCGGCAGAUGGGAGGCCACCUGCGGGUGGUGGAGGCCAAUAGCCGUGGCGUGGUAUGGGGCAUCGGCUACGACCACACGGCCUGGGUGUAUACAGGUGGCUAUGGCGGAGGCUGCUUCCAAGGCCUGGCCAGCAGCACCAGCAACAUCUACACACAGUCGGACGUGAAGAGCGUCUACAUCUAUGAGAACCAGCGCUGGAACCCCGUCACAGGCUACACCAGCAGGGGUCUGCCCACUGACCGGUACAUGUGGAGCGAUGCCACUGGGCUGCAGGAAUGCACCAAGGCUGGCACAAAGCCCCCGUCCCUGCAGUGGACCUGGGUCUCUGACUGGCACGUGGACUUCAGCAUCCCAGGGGGCACAGACCAGGAGGGCUGGCAGUACGCCAGUGACUUCCCUGCCUCAUACCACGGGUACAAAACCAUGAAGGAUUUUGUCAGGAGAAGGUGCUGGGCCAGAAAAUGCAAGCUGGUGACCAGUGGGCCCUGGCUGGAGGUGGCUCCCAUCGCCCUCGGGGACGUGUCCGUCAUCCCAGAGAGCCCAGAGGCUGAGGGGUGCCAGCACAAUGUCGCCCUCUGGGCCGUCAGUGACAAGGGGGAUGUGCUGUGCCGCCUGGGCGUGUCUGAGCUCAACCCUGCGGGUUCCUCCUGGCUACACGUUGGCACAGAUCAGCCCUUCGCCUCUGUCUCCAUUGGGGCCUGCUACCAAGUGUGGGCUGUGGCCAGGGAUGGCUCUGCUUUCUACAGGGGCUCCGUGUCCCCCUCCCAGCCAGCCGGUGACUGCUGGUACCACAUCCCACCUCCUCCCAAACAGAGACUGUCCCAGGUGUCUGUCGGGCAGACGUCUGUGUACGCCCUGGAUGAGAAUGGGAACCUUUGGUACCGCGGAGGGAUCACGCCCAGCUACCCGCAGGGCUCCAGCUGGGAGCACGUGUCCAACAACGUGCGCAGAGUGUCCGUGGGGCCUCUGGACCAGGUCUGGGUUAUUGCCAACAAAGUCCAGGGGAGCCAUGGCCUGAGCCGGGGAACGGUGUGUCACCGCACAGGCGUGCAGCCCCAAGAGCCCAAGGGGCAGGGCUGGGACUACGGCAUUGGGGGAGGCUGGGACCACAUCUCUGUCCGGGCCAAUGCCACCAAGGCCAUCCGGAGUGUGUCCCAGGAACAGGAGGCUCGUGGCCCUGUCUGCUGCUGAGGCCACCCCUGUCACCUGGAGGCAGGGAUGGUGACAGGCUCGAGGACGAAGCUCGAGCCCUUCUUGUGCUGAAGUGUGCCCCGUGAGAAGGUAUCGCCCAGGCUGACUCAGGAGGGUGCCUGGUGGGGGGCGUGGCCCCAUCGGAAGUGCAGGCUGAAGUGCCAGGGUGUGAAGCUCCGCUGGAGGCCCCCACACUGUCCCCAGUCUUGAGGAACUGGAGGAACUGCGGGCUGCGGGGAGGGCCGCGCCCCGCCCGCCCCACCUGCUCCUUCCCUGUGCCUUCCACCUGCCCAGUCCCUGAGCCUGGAACUUGGAGCUUGCCAGAAACUCUGGCCCUGGGAGCAGAGCCAGGGAGGAACGCUUCCGAGCCAGGUGCCCGUUGCAUCUGGGCCCUGCCCUACCCCACGAGAAAUGGCGGUGGGUCUCCAGGCCUCCUCAGAGCAACACUUGGGAGUUUUAAGAGUUAAGCGGAGCUGGCGAGUUGCAGAUAAAUGCUGAAGUGAGGUGUCCUCCGCAGGUGGGUCGGGGCCUGCUGGGGUGCGGGGGACAUGGUGUCCAAGUGCAGGUUCACCUUGAGAGCCCUCCGUGGGGGAGGAUCUGGGGCCCUGUUGCAGGAUGGCUGGGUAGAGAGGAGCAGCAUCCUGAGCCCCCCAGGCAUUGUGGGAGCAACGCUGUGCCCACGGGCAGGUGUGGACGGAACCUGAGCUGUCCUGCCCCGGGGCAGGGAGAAGGCACCUUCCACCCGGAGGCGAGAGCCCUGCCUUGCCAGGUGAGGAGGAAGUGCCUGGCCUGCGGCCCUCGCCCUCCCUCCUGCAGCCUCCCCGCCGUGGUCACCCCCGUGUGACCCUUAGGCGAAGUCUCCAGCUACUUCCUACACUGUGCCUGGGAGGUGACCAGAGCCAGGCCCUGUCCACGCUCCUUCUGAGAUGGAGCGAGUGGACUGGCCCCUGCCUGGCCCUCCCAGGCUGCGUCCUGUCCCGUGGUUAGGAGUGGCCAGCUCUGCGUUCACAUGCGAUUCCACUUUGCUGUGCAGGGCUUGUCACCAGAAGCUGACCCUAAGCAUGGUCUCUCUGGGGGUCCCCUCCCACGUGCAUUUGAGGGCCUGGUGUCCACAGUUUCUAGAGGUGGGACCAGGCAUGCCUGAGUGCAGAGCCCAGGGGAAAGACAGGAGUGACCCUGGGGUGACCCUGUCGGCUUCUAUCUCAGCGUCAGUUUUCAGGGCGGGCAUCAUGGAUUGUUCCCCCACAAUGUGACUUGUAUGUUCCUGCUGUGACUUGCUGUCUGCAGGUGGCUCUUAGCGAGGCAUUGAGGUGUCACUCUGCCCUCUAGAGUGACAUGUCCUCUUGCUGCUCAGCACCAACUGUUCACCUGCUCAGCAUCCCCACACUGUCUUGAUCCCUUGGAUGCUUUAUUCAAUAAAAAUUUACACCAGUGUAAA